Messenger RNA from Daldinia caldariorum, 1862 nucleotides. Its product is annotated as putative NAD dependent epimerase/dehydratase. NCBI's taxonomy places the organism in Eukaryota, Fungi, Ascomycota, Sordariomycetes, Xylariales, Hypoxylaceae. The transcript is spliced from 3 exons. Gene Ontology annotation, molecular function: oxidoreductase activity, acting on the CH-OH group of donors, NAD or NADP as acceptor. The record is from RefSeq and is a predicted model, not a curated record. The coding region runs from base 606 to 1634 and encodes 342 amino acids.
UAAUACGAGACUUGCCGGCUUGUAAACGCCGAAGGGCUAAUAACAGAAAUACGACGCCGAUUAGGCCGGGGCCUUAACUGAGGCCCCCGCUGGACUUAUUUCGGCCUUUACCUUAAGACCUACUCCGGAAGCUUCUCCAUGGAAGACGGGUGAAGAUAAUUUCGGAUAUCUUUAAGAGCCGGAGAAUCUACCUAGGUACACCCCUUUAUUCAUGACUCACACCGAUGCAUGUUAUCAUUAUUUCACGGCUGUGGCUCCUUCUCGUUAGGUGUUGAUCCGAUAAUACUAUUCCCGAAAAGAUUUGGUGGAGUGAACUAAACUUGACUUGCGUAGUGACGUCGCUAUUUACUGUGGAAACCCCGCGAUGUUGCCAUAAGUUCCAUUAAUCACCCGCGGAUGAAUAUAGAUUGGUGGGGUUAUCGAGAUAGUUCCUGAAGCAUACCUAAUAUAUAUAGGUUCAUAGUUCGACCUUGAGGGUAGAAAACUUCAAGCAGGUUCAAAAGGCAGUCUUCCCUCAUCGACACCAUACCUUUAGACAUCUAUCACUCAGAUAUCCCACUUAAUAAAAAUCUAUCAUAGAAGAAACACGAAAAUAAACUCUUAAAAUGCCUAAGGUUCUAUUAACAGGCGGUUCCGGAUUUAUUGCCGCCCACGUCCUCGAGCUUCUGCUCAAGAGGGGGUACGAGGUGUUAACGACGGUGCGCUCCGAGACCAAGGCCUCCCAGAUCCGCGCCAAAUACCCCGGCGCGAAGCUCUCGGUAGCCAUUGUGCCGAACAUCGCGGUGCCCAACGCCUUCGACGAGGUGAUAGCGAACAACCCCGGGAUCGACUACGUGCAGCACACGGCGUCCCCCUUCCACUUCAAGUUCUCGGACGCUCGCACGGAGCUGCUAGACCCGGCUAUCAACGGCACCAAGGGCAUACUCCAGGCCAUCGCCAAGCAUGCGCCUAGCGUCAAGCGCGUCGUCGUCACGAGCUCCUUCGCCGCCAUCAUAUCCGAGGCCAAGAUGAACGACCCCACGACGGUCUUUAGCGAAGCAGACUGGAACCCAAGCACGUACGAGGACGGACUCAAAGGCCCCCCACCGACAUCCUACCGGGUGUCGAAGAAGUGCGCGGAAAAGGCGGCGUGGGACUUCGUCGAGCAGGAGAAGCCGGGCUUCGACCUGGCGACGAUCUGCCCGCCGAUGGUCUUCGGCCCCGUGGCGCACCACCUCGACUCCCUGCGGGACAUCAACACGAGCGACCAGCGGUUCGUCGACCUGAUGCAGGGCAAGUGGAACGACGAGAUCCCGGCCUCGGGCGUGUUCCUGUGGGUCGACGUCCGCGACGUCGCCCUCGCCCACCUCCGCGCCAUGGAGAUCCCCGAGGCCGGCGGCCAGCGCUUCUUCACCACCGCCGGGUACUACGACAACGCGCGCAUCGCCCGCGUUGUGCGCGACGGGCUCCCCGACCUGGCGGCCGCCGGGAAAUUGCCCGGCGACAACGUCAGGCUCGCCCCCGGCGCGGAGAAGCCCGCGCAGGUGUUCGGCUACGAUAACUCCCGCGCCACCAAGGUCCUGGGCAUCGAUUGGAUACCCCUCGAGAAGUCGGCCGUCGACACGGUGAAGAGCCUGCUUGAGAUUCCUGCCUGAAGAAAUCCGGUUGGGUGGUUGGAUAUCUACCUAAAUACUGCCUUGAUUGAACGGGGAAAAAGAAAAGAGAAAAAGGGGGGUGAGGAAAGGGGUUAUCUUUUUUUCAAGAUCUUAGCCCCUGACUUCUACAUAGACCCAACGUCCGCCCAUGCGCUGGGAAGUUAUAUAUAGAUCGACUGCAUGGCAUUUCUAGGUAUAAUUACAAAUCAGAAUUACAAAUCAAAUCGA